This is a messenger RNA of Wyeomyia smithii (pitcher-plant mosquito), 4025 nucleotides long. It is a transcript of the gene spin, whose product is annotated as protein spinster. Gene Ontology annotation, molecular function: transmembrane transporter activity. The transcript has 7 exons. NCBI's taxonomy places the organism in Eukaryota, Metazoa, Arthropoda, Insecta, Diptera, Culicidae. Gene Ontology annotation, biological process: transmembrane transport. Gene Ontology annotation, cellular component: membrane. The record is from RefSeq and is a predicted model, not a curated record. Bases 607 to 2418 code for a protein of 603 amino acids.
GUUUUCAUUCAUUUGCUUUGCUGUUCGGUUGUGAUUUUGGCGUUCUGCUACACACGUACAGUUCAGCCAACGAAGGCAGGAGUAUCGUGUGAUUUUUUCGGCGCUUUAUAUGUGUGUGCCGUAUUGCAAAUUUAUUUUUAGCUUUAGAAGUGAGUUUUUGGCACUGGCAAAAGUAGUGAUUUGGCUUCUUCCGAUUGUGUCGGCAAAUAGUUUGCGGCUGCACUGAAUUCGCAAUCGAAAGUGUUGAAAGCAGAUGCUGUGUGUUGAUAUUUACUAGAAUAAAGCUAGCAGCAAGAUUUGCAGAGUAGUCCGUGGCGAUAGUGGAUGUUUAACGUGCAGUCAAAUGCCGUAAGAAUCUAUUCAUAGUGAAAAGAAACGGCAGGCAGAAAAUCAUCCGAUUUGUGUUUGCCACAUAAACAUACUUUUGUCUUGUGCGAUUUCUCCUCGCUUGGACGUUCACUCGGUUUAAGUGCGGUUACGAACAGUAAACUCUCACCGAGCAAAUAAAAAAAGAGGAGAGAGUGAAUUCGUUUAUUUGACAGAUCUUGGUUGUUUACCAUCACUAGAUUCCGGUUGAUAAGCGAGUGUUAAAUUCUAGAACCGUGAAUGCCUUCUAGCCAAGGUUACCACAAAGUAGCGUCCGAGCCGGUCGACCCGGAGCCACUUUUGAACGAAUCGCGUGUCGCGUCGGGAGCCGAAGACACAAUGUCAUCGCAGCAACAACAGCAGACCGUAACCGGGAACCCGUCCGGGAAGAUGCCGGUCACACACUCCCAGCAGCGCCUAAUGCCGGUAGAUUCCGACAGUGUUUCGUCAUCGCUUGACGAAGCAGAUCCGGACGCGCCGCCGGGUCACCGGCAUCCCGCCGCACGCCUCCCGGGCAACGACGAUAGCACCUUAGCAAUAACGACAACCAGCGGCGUUAGCAGGAGUGCCUGGUUCACGGUGGCGGUGCUGUGCUUUGUAAAUCUUAUUAAUUAUAUGGAUCGGUUCACGAUUGCCGGCGUUCUGACAGACAUCCAGCUGCACUUCAACAUCGGUGAUGACGAGGGUGGCCUGCUGCAGACGGCUUUCGUGCUGUCGUACAUGAUCUGUGCGCCCGUCUUCGGCUAUUUGGGCGAUCGGCAUUCGCGCAAAUGGAUCAUGGCGCUCGGUGUGUUCCUGUGGAGUACUACGACCCUGCUGGGGUCCUUUAUGCACCACUUCGGGUGGUUCAUUACCUUCCGGGCUCUGGUCGGUAUCGGGGAGGCAUCGUACAGUACGAUCGCGCCGACGAUCAUCUCCGAUCUGUUUGUGGGUGAUAUGCGUUCCAAGAUGCUGGCGCUGUUCUAUUUCGCCAUUCCAGUGGGGUCCGGCUUUGGGUACAUCGUCGGUUCGGAAAUGGCGAAAGCGUUCGGUUCCUGGGAGUGGGCCCUGCGAGUAACUCCCGCACUCGGCAUCGUAGCCGUCAUUCUUAUCGCGAUGCUGCAGGAUCCGGAGCGUGGCCAGAGCGAAGGAACGCACCACAUGGAGGCAACCUCGUACCGAGAGGACAUCAAAGCGGUGUGCAGGAAUCCAUCCUUCAUGCUGUCGACCGCCGGUUUCACCUGCGUUGCAUUCGUUGCCGGAGCCUUAGCCUGGUGGGGACCGAAGUUCAUCUAUCUCGGGUUGGUGUCCCAGCCUGGAAACGAAAACAUCACACUUAACGACGUUUCGUUCGUGUUCGGUGCUAUCACGAUGACCACCGGUAUUAUCGGUGUUCCGCUUGGAUCCUACCUUUCGCAACGCUUCAAUCGCAAAUAUCCGCGGGCGGAUCCGUACAUUUGUGCGUUCGGGUUGAUCGUAAGUGCACCGCUGCUGGCCAGCGCGAUGGUCUUCGUCAGCGCGGAUGCAACGCUAGCGUACGUUCUAAUAUUUUUCGGUGAGCUAGCGCUGAAUCUCAAUUGGGCAAUUGUGGCGGAUAUUUUACUGUAUGUUGUCGUGCCGACACGGCGAUCCACAGCGGAAGCCUUCCAGAUCCUGAUCUCCCAUGCGUUCGGUGAUGCUGGCAGUCCGUAUUUUGUAGGAGUGAUCUCCGAAGCCUUCAAGCGGUUGCUACGACUAUCGGCAACUGGUCUAUCCACGAUAUUUCCAAACGAUCUAGCCAGCUAUUCGCAGCUGGCAGAGAAUGCCACCCUCACUACCUUAGCACCCGAAACGGAAGCUUUCCUGCCCAGCCGGAUCGAGGGAAACACCCCGGCGAACGAGUUCCGUGCCCUGCAGUAUGCGCUGUUUUCCACCAGCUUCGUGGAAAUCAUCGGAGGAGUGUUCUUCCUGCUGACGGCGAUGUACAUUCUGCGGGAUCGCCGAAACGUGGAACGUGCAGUCGCAGAAAACCGAACCGCAAACUCAGCGAAUCGUUUGGAAAAUUCCACCUCCAGUUCCUCCGUUUCGGAAUAAUAGCGUAGUAGCACCACCCGCAGCAAUAGUAAAUAAGCCGUUAAAACUACCACUAAUGAAUCGUAGGGGCAAGUAGUUAUUAAGUCGAAUGGCUCCAAUAAGUGUAACCUUCAGGACCGGGAAAAACAGCGUGUAAAUAUGACCGAAUUAAGCAGCUCAACAUAUACCACAACCGGAUUCAAGGAGCCGAAUGUUACUAUUAAGCAUAGUAGAAGACUGCUUUCACAAACUACGUUUGUCAGACCAAGGUAUUGGUAAAAAAAAAUUAACAGACAAUCUACGAGUAGUAGUACAUGAUCAGUAGCAAUUCCAGUUGACUACAUUGCCAUCUCCACUCGGAUGGGUUUAGGAUCAAACAUCAGCCAGUUAACUGCAUUUUGGCACAAAUACCAAAAUAAUAACAAAAUAACAAUUAUUUUGUAUACCAGAAUUCUCUUCUGUUAAAACCACUAACCCAACAGAGCCCAGUCAUUGUUUCUACAGAUUCAGGUCUGGAGGGCUAUUCGAUUGAUAGCGUUAACGAUUUCCUAUGGGCCACGAGAAUUACGAGUGUGCUAAAAAAUUUGUAAAUACAUUCGAUUUCGAGUUCGUAUUACAAAAACAAAAAUCACAAUAAGUUGCAAAACUUAUUCGAAGGAUGAGAUUCAGACAACAUUUCUGGAACUGAUUUAGUCGAACUUUAGAAUGAAACAAAAAUUCGUAGAAAUUAACAUGUAAUGUAAGGUGCACCCGCAUGGACUGAUUGCUUAGGUUCACUGAGAAAAAAAUAGUAGCUGAUAGAUUAGUUUUCAAAUUGAAGAUACUUUUCGUUUCGAUUUUUCCAAUUCAAAUUAAACGGAUGUGUACAGGUAUGUUGUCUGAUGUGAUUUGCUAAUCGUGGAAUUUUAUUCGCAAAAUGUUAUCACAAUGGACGGCGUCCGAAGCUGUCGUGUGAAAGCAUUCGAUAAUAGUAAAGGCAAAUAUCAUAGGAACAUUGUGCAUGUACAUUCAUAGAGUAGGUAGUUCAACAAUUUUGUUUGACUAAGAGAUUUCUCAUCCAAAAGAAACCGAAAAAAACAUCACUUAAAAAUGGUUUUCACAAUACACAUUAAAAUAUGUUACAUCAAUGAAAACAUCAAUGAAAACAAUAUUUUUGACUCUGAUUUUCCCUUUAAAAAUUUAUAUCAGUUAGCCCACAGUGAGCUUCAAAAUUAUCUCCUCUCGAAUUAUUGUUUAGUAUUUAUUUCUUUUCUACAACUACCCAAAACUAAGAGUCGCCUUACACAACUCACGCUUCGUAUUCUCUGUUAAUCUUUCAAUGUAGCAACUCCAACUUUAUUAUUAUUGUAAUCACUGUUAUUGUUUCUUUUUAUUGGGAUUUUAUGCAAGGGUGCAACAAAAUAUGAAGAGUCAUAUAUUCGUUAACUUAGCGAUAGAUAUUUAUUGAUCACUUACACUGUAGUUUAGCUAGCCUAGAAGAGAGAGAGAAAGUGAAAGAGAGAGCAAGAGAUGCGCGUUCGAGUGAGUAAAACAGUGGAGUAUCAGACCGUUGGUUGUUUUGUGAACAAACAAUUCAACGCAAAAACUAUCGCAAAAAAAUACAGCAAUAAUAAUAAUUUUAUAUAGUA